This is a messenger RNA of Gaeumannomyces tritici R3-111a-1, 1146 nucleotides long. RefSeq names its product DNA polymerase epsilon subunit C. Gene Ontology annotation, biological process: negative regulation of transcription by RNA polymerase II; positive regulation of transcription by RNA polymerase II; transcription by RNA polymerase II. Bases 1 to 1146 code for a protein of 381 amino acids. Gene Ontology annotation, molecular function: core promoter sequence-specific DNA binding; protein heterodimerization activity; RNA polymerase II general transcription initiation factor activity. The transcript has a single exon. Lineage: Eukaryota; Fungi; Ascomycota; Sordariomycetes; Magnaporthales; Magnaporthaceae. The record is from RefSeq and is a predicted model, not a curated record. Gene Ontology annotation, cellular component: negative cofactor 2 complex; nucleus.
AUGUCUCAUGCACCCGCAAGCCCGGAUCGAAGCUCGUUUUACGGCGGCGCGACAUCCACCCAAACUACAAGUACCACGGCCACCCAGAUCGGCCGCACAAGACCGCUUGCAACCAGCGCCCCGUCUGGCUUUUCGCUGCCCGUCAGCCCCACCCCAACCAUCCACCACCAACCAUACACACAUCACUAUCCGCACCAGCAAUACCAGCUGGAGCUGUCGCCGCAGCACCAUCAGCGCCGCGAGUACAUUGCAGCACAGUUUCCACCCAAUACGUCGCUCUCGCACCUGGACGCCCAUCACCAGCCGGCCUAUUCGCCCAAGUCACCCGUGUCGCCUCCUUAUUCGACGCAUCACGCGCCGCACCCGCAACAGGCUCUCACACACUUCAACCCUCACUCGCCACAGUCACCACAGCCACCACGCGCGCCCCAACAGUCGGCGCCACUGAACUUCAACGCGGCACACGUCGCGUCACCAGUGCAAAUACAAUUUCAUUCGUCAUACGGCACACCAGGUCAGCCGCAAGGGCAGCUUUAUCAGCUGGAGUCCCCCCAAACUCAUCCAACGAUCUGCGCCGCGCCACAGCAAAAUUUUGCGCAGCAGCUCGGUGGCCCCAUCCCCACAGGCCACUCGCACUGCUUGGAGCCUCCACCCCACAUCAAGUCGGAGAACGACUACCACCACCACGCUCAGGUGGCGCCCAGGGAGCAAAUAACGAUGCCGCCAAGACGGUCCACCGCGGCGGCCGUGCAGCCGCCCCCCAUCGACCCCUCACCGGUCAAGACCAAGUUCCCGACCGCCAGGAUCAAGCGGAUCAUGCAGGCGGACGAGGAGGUGGGCAAGGUUGCCCAGCAGACGCCAAUCGCCGUCGGCAAGGCGCUGGAGAUGUUCAUGAUCGCCCUAGUGUCUAAGAGCCACGACAUCGCAAAGGACAAGGGCGCAAAGAGGGUGACGGCACAGCACCUCAAGCAGGUCGUCGAGUCAGACGACCAGUGGGAUUUCCUGCGCGAGAUUGUGGGUAGGGUUUCCGAGACGGAGGACAAGUCCAAGGCCGGGCGGGCCAAGGCCGAAAGCUCGAGUGACGAGGAGCAGCAGGUCGAGGUCAAAAAGAAAGGCCGGGGCGGAAGGAAAAAGAAGACGGCCUGA